AUGGCGCAUAACCACCGAAUUCAGGCUCCAAGUAACGAAGGGUCGGAGGAGCUGGCCCUUCUUCGGUUCAGAGUUAUCAGGCGACAUCAAGAGUGCACCCGUAUCCAACGAGAACUCCAGGAAAUUAUCCGUUGGUACGAUUUUAUUGCUAGCAACUCAUACAUGUUCUCGUCGAUGCACCUCACGCUGGUUGACGAAUUUCUUGGACCCCGACUGGCGGGUUUCAUUCAGCAAAUUCUCCAUUUACUGAAUGGCGAAGAUUUAGAUGUAAAUAUGCUCGGUUUGUGGGAGUGGUAA
Messenger RNA from Penicillium concentricum, 297 nucleotides. RefSeq lists its product as uncharacterized. The coding region runs from base 1 to 297 and encodes 98 amino acids. The record is from RefSeq and is a predicted model, not a curated record. The transcript has a single exon. Lineage: Eukaryota; Fungi; Ascomycota; Eurotiomycetes; Eurotiales; Aspergillaceae.